Paecilomyces variotii is the source of this 2296-nucleotide messenger RNA. Its product is annotated as putative MATE efflux family protein subfamily. The transcript has 2 exons. Gene Ontology annotation, cellular component: membrane. The record is from RefSeq and is a predicted model, not a curated record. Gene Ontology annotation, molecular function: xenobiotic transmembrane transporter activity; antiporter activity. Gene Ontology annotation, biological process: xenobiotic detoxification by transmembrane export across the plasma membrane. NCBI's taxonomy places the organism in Eukaryota, Fungi, Ascomycota, Eurotiomycetes, Eurotiales, Thermoascaceae. The coding region runs from base 112 to 2106 and encodes 664 amino acids.
CAACUGCGACGACGUGUGCGUUUUCCGGCCAUCGCCCUUGUACAUAUUGAUACAAAAGGUUUUCUCAGAAGGUAUUCGGGGCGGUUUGGACCCCGCAACUGCGUCAUUAAGAUGGCGCGCAAUUCUAGCCGUUUGCUCAACCCUGAACAUCAAGGUUCAUACAAUCAAUCAUAUCUCUCUCGCUCCCCGGUAGCCGAAGCAGCCAUUGCACGCGAUUUGGCAGAUUAUACAGACGAUCGGGACUCGACAGCGACCGACGACGAAUCCGAGGCGUCGACUGUGCGUCCAGCAAACAGCUUACCGGGAACAGCUCCUCACUCGCUGGCAGGGUCAUAUCGGCGCCCCAGCUUCUUCACGGCGGGACCACGAGGGGUUGUUAUUCCUCAUCAAGUGGAGCAAGAUAGGUUAACCAAGAGGGAGAGAGAGCAGGCCCUCGAACAGGAGCGGGAUCUCUUGAGUGACAGCAAUGUGAUUUCGUCCGAGCGCCAGAAGGAUCGUGAACACCGUCAGGGCAAGUUGGUGGAGUCGUUGUCCCGCACGGCGUCUUACUCAACAGACAACUCCUCUCGGAUCGCAUCACAUGUUGCAGAAGAAACUGCAACUGGUGGUGGUGGUGGUGGUGCGGGCCCUACAUACGACGGAUCGAUACCUACAGAGACCACAUCACUACUAGAUGUCGCAAGCAGACUCACUGGAGAUGGAGGGGAUCCGGAGGACAUCGACCGCAAGUGGGAGGAAGCUGUCGCGGCAGGCCUGAUCCGGACGACAUGGAAACGAGAAGCACGGGUCAUAGGCCAAUAUUCCGCUCCCUUGAUGCUUACCUUCUUGCUGCAGUACUCCCUGACUGUCGCAAGUAUCUUCACUCUGGGUCACCUGGGAAAGGUAGAACUAGGGGCAGUCAGUUUGGCUAGUAUGACAGCUAGCAUCACAGGUUAUGGUGUUUACCAAGGCCUGGCGACUAGUCUCGACACUCUUUGCGCGCAAGCGUACGGCUCAGGUUGGAAGAAGCUGGUUGGUCUGCAGAUGCAAAGAAUGAUCUACUUUCUUUGGCUUGUUACGAUACCGAUCGCCUUAAUCUGGUUUUUCGCUGAUCGAAUCCUUAUGAAGAUUGUGCCUGAAAAGGACGUGGCAGUUUUAGCAGGACGGUAUCUGAAGGUAGUCGUCCUGGGCGCACCUGGAUAUGCAUGCUUCGAAAGCGGGAAACGGUAUGUCCAAGCGCAGGGUCUCUUUUCGGCUUCGCUUUACGUCCUUCUGAUUUGCGCACCACUGAAUGCCUUCAUGAACUGGCUCUUCGUCUGGAAAUUGAAAUGGGGCUUUAUCGGGGCACCUAUUGCUGUUGCUAUAACGGACAAUCUCCUGCCUUUUUGUCUCUUUCUCUACGUCUACUUUAUCGCUGGUCACGAGUGUUGGAAUGGCUUUACUCGCCGCGCUCUGCACAAUUGGGGCCCCAUGAUUCGGCUUGCUCUACCUGGGCUCCUCAUGGUUGAAGCCGAAGUCCUUGCAUUCGAGAUUCUUACUUUGGCCUCAUCGUAUCUCGGCACUACACCUCUUGCCGCACAGUCUGUGCUCUCCACCAUCUCAAGUAUUACGUUCCAGAUUCCUUUCCCGCUGUCCAUUGCAGGUAGCACGCGUAUUGCGAAUUUGAUUGGUGCCACUCUCGCGGACGCCGCCCGCACUUCCGCCAAAGUUACGAUUACCGGUGCCGUUAUCGUCGGUCUAUUUAACAUGAUCAUUCUCUCUGUGUUGCGGUUCCAUAUCGCCGCGCUGUUCACGUCCGACGAAGAGGUGAUCGAAAUAAUAGCUCAAAUUCUGCCACUCUGCGCAGCAUUCCAGCUCUUCGAUGCCCUAGCCGCCAAUUGCAAUGGUAUCCUCCGUGGACUGGGUAGACAAGAAAUCGGCGGCUACGUACAGUUAUUCUGCUACUAUGCAAUCGCCAUGCCGAUUAGUAUGGGAACCACAUUUGGACUUGGCUGGGGCCUCUGGGGUCUGUGGACAGGAGUGGCUAUUGCACUGGGUCUGGUUUCCUUCGUUGAGGGUAUCUUCCUGAUACGGAUCGAUUGGCAACGCUCCGUGGAUGAGGCGACCCAAAGAAACGCAUUGGGCUAGUUCAUGUGCCUGCGUGAUAUUUGUAUAUAAUUGAUCACAUAUUGUGGCCCAUAUAUACAAAUGGGGGUGGCGGUGUCAUUACUUGUUCGACAUGGUUAACGAUUAACGAUAUUUACGAAUCAAUUAUCGACUUGUGCCUUGUGUUCUUCUGGUGACGAGCGACAACGUUUCAUCCAGAGAGAAGGUCUUG